Molecule: messenger RNA, 870 nt
Organism: Enterobius vermicularis (human pinworm)
Lineage: Eukaryota; Metazoa; Nematoda; Chromadorea; Rhabditida; Oxyuridae
Source: the annotation of a GenBank genome assembly
AUGCCGACAGUGACGUCUAAAACCAAAUUCACAGACUGUGAUUGCGCUGUCAAAGUUUUACCAGAAAUCGCUGACGAUAUUGCUCGCUCAGACUUUGUUCAAGAAAUAAAUUUCAUGAAAACACUGCAGUACCAUUCACACUUGGUCAGCAUGCUUGGUUGGGCAGAAGAAAAUGGUAUUCCGAUGCUUCUAGUCGAAUACUGUAAGCAGGGCGACUUGCUACAUUUGCUGCGUUCAAAAAAGGAUGAAAUUAUUAAGGGAUAUGAAAAUAACGGACUACUAAAAAUUCGAGAUCUUGUUUCGUUUGGUUGGCAAAUCAGUAAUGGCUUAGAAUAUCUUAGCGGUGUUGGGUGUAUUCACCGAGAUGUAGCCGCACGUAAUGUACUUGUCGACGAGUUCAAUGUUGCAAAAAUAAGUGAUUUUGGUCUUUGUCGGCUAACCGACUGUCUUCUAUACACUGGUCGUGGUGGGCGACUGCCGCUGAAAUGGAUGGCUCCAGAAUCUCUGGAGUCGUUCGAGUAUACUCCAAAAUCAGAUGUAUGGUCAUACGGUGUUCUACUGUAUGAAAUAUUUUCUUUUGGUGAAGUACCUUACACGCUAGUGGAGACCUCAGAACUUCUAGCAUUUUUAAAAUCCGGGAAGCGCCUGACUCGACCAGCAAACUGCCCACAGGAAAUAUAUUCAUUAAUGAUGAAAUGUUGGAAUGCCAAUGCUGCAGAACGUCCCAGUUUUGCAGAAAUUUGUUCAACAUUAAUAAAAAUCAUUGAAAAUUCAACUCCAAACUACGGAUAUGUAAAUGCUGUUAAUGACUACCAGCAAGCACCACCAUCAAGUAACCGACAAACCAACGAACGGUCCGAUGCUGGAUGA